CUCCACUGCCGGUCAUGGAGGUGGCGCCGGAGCAGCCGCGCUGGAUGGCGCACCCCGCCGUGCUGAAUGCGCAGCACCCCGACUCGCAUCACCCGGGCCUGGCGCACAACUACAUGGAGCCCGCGCAGCUGCUGCCUCCCGAUGAGGUGGACGUCUUCUUCAACCACCUAGACUCGCAAGGCAACCCUUAUUACGCCAACCCAGCCCACGCGCGGGCACGCGUCUCCUACAGCCCCGCGCACGCCCGCCUGACAGGAGGCCAGAUGUGCCGCCCACACUUGUUGCACAGCCCCGGGUUGCCCUGGCUCGACGGGGGUAAAGCUGCCCUCUCCGCUGCUGCGGCCCACCACCACAAUCCCUGGACCGUGAGCCCCUUCUCCAAGACACCGCUGCACCCCUCAGCGGCCGGAGGCCCUGGAGGUCCCCUCUCUGUGUACCCAGGGGCAGGGGGUGGGAGUGCGGGAGGCAGCGGGAGCUCUGUGGCCUCCCUCACUCCCACGGCAGCACACUCAGGCUCCCACCUCUUUGGAUUCCCACCCACUCCGCCUAAGGAAGUGUCUCCCGACCCUAGCACCACCGGGGCUGCCUCUCCAGCCUCCUCUUCCGCAGGGGGUAGUGCAGCCCGGGGGGAGGACAAGGAUGGCGUCAAGUACCAGGUGUCACUGACUGAUAGUAUGAAGAUGGAAAGCGGCAGUCCCCUGCGCCCAGGCCUGGCUGCCAUGGGCACCCAGCCUGCCACACACCACCCCAUCCCCACCUACCCGUCCUAUGUGCCGGCCGCUGCCCACGACUACAGCAGCGGACUCUUCCACCCUGGAGGCUUCUUGGGUGGCCCUGCCUCCAGCUUCACCCCUAAGCAGCGCAGCAAGGCACGCUCCUGCUCAGAAGGCCGGGAGUGUGUCAACUGUGGGGCCACGGCCACCCCUCUCUGGCGGCGAGACGGCACCGGGCACUACCUGUGUAACGCCUGCGGGCUUUACCACAAGAUGAACGGGCAGAACCGGCCACUAAUCAAGCCCAAGCGGAGACUGUCGGCCGCCAGGAGAGCAGGCACCUGUUGUGCAAAUUGUCAGACGACAACCACCACCUUAUGGCGCCGAAACGCCAACGGGGACCCUGUCUGCAACGCCUGUGGCCUCUACUACAAGCUGCACAAUGUGAACAGGCCGCUGACCAUGAAGAAGGAAGGGAUCCAGACAAGGAAUCGGAAGAUGUCCACCAAGUCCAAGAAGAACAAGAAAGGUGCGGAGUGCUUCGAGGAGCUGUCCAAGUGCAUGCAGGAGAAGGCCUCCCCCUUCAGCGCCGCUGCCCUGGCCGGACACAUGGCACCUGUGGGCCAUCUCCCGCCCUUCAGCCACUCGGGACACAUCUUGCCCACCCCUACGCCCAUCCACCCCUCCUCCAGCCUCUCCUUUGGCCACCCCCACCCAUCCAGCAUGGUGACCGCCAUGGGCUAG
This is a messenger RNA of Enhydra lutris kenyoni (northern sea otter), 1457 nucleotides long. Its product is annotated as GATA binding protein 2. Bases 15 to 1457 code for a protein of 480 amino acids. Lineage: Eukaryota; Metazoa; Chordata; Mammalia; Carnivora; Mustelidae. Gene Ontology annotation, biological process: positive regulation of transcription by RNA polymerase II; negative regulation of transcription by RNA polymerase II; cell fate commitment. The transcript is spliced from 5 exons. The record is from RefSeq and is a predicted model, not a curated record. Gene Ontology annotation, cellular component: nucleus. Gene Ontology annotation, molecular function: RNA polymerase II cis-regulatory region sequence-specific DNA binding; DNA-binding transcription factor activity, RNA polymerase II-specific; zinc ion binding.